CUCGGCGGCGCCCCAUUUCUUCUUCUCUUCUUUCCCUGCAGCCCGACCUCUGCCAUGACUGUCCUGUACCAUCCUGCCUGCUUCUAACAUGCUUCAGCUCCACAGCUGCAGAUGGUCUUGUUGGAGCACAGGUUGAGCUCAGCUUUACCGCCCCCCGAGGCUUGACAACCUGUGGCUCCUCUCGGCCGGCCAUGGAGCCGCUGUCAGAGGUUGCGCUGUUUAAAAUGGACGAAGAAGAAGAAGACGAAGACCUUUUCUUUUUGCAGAGCAAAGGUGCAUAUUCCUGUGCGAGAGACGUGCUAGCGCCCUCUCCUGACACUGAUCCUGAUGCUUUUAUCUACAUGAACUUCAUGAAGCGUCACUGCUGCUAUGAUGCAAUUCCCACCAGCUCCAAACUUGUCAUUUUUGACACCACGCUACAGGUGAAAAAAGCGUUCUUCGCCCUGGUGGCUAACGGUGUGAGAGCGGCACCGCUGUGGGACAACAAGCUCAAGUGUUUUGUGGGUAUGCUGACCAUCACUGACUUCAUAAACAUUCUGCACCGUUACUACAAGUCUCCUCUGGUCCAGAUCUACGAGCUGGAAGAGCACAAGAUCGAGACGUGGAGAGAAAUCUACCUUCAUUCUAUCGACAGACUCAUCAGCAUCACUCCAGAUGCCAGUCUGUUCGAUGCCAUCUACUCUCUGCUGAAGAACAAGAUCCACCGUCUGCCUGUCAUCGAUCCCAUAUCUGGAAACGUGCUCCACAUCCUGACUCACAAACGCAUCCUCAAGUUUCUGCAUAUAUUUGGCUCUGUGAUCCCUAAGCCGCGAUUUCUGCAAAAGAAGAUUUGUGAAGUGGCGAUCGGGACUUUCCGAGAGAUCGCAACAGUCCAGGAGACAGCCACAGUCUAUGACGCGCUCACCGUGUUUGUGGAGAGGAGAGUGUCCGCUCUGCCUGUUGUCAAUGAGCAAGGUAAAGUGGUGGCGCUGUACUCCAGGUUUGAUGUCAUCAACCUUGCUGCCCAGAAGAACUACAACAACCUGAACAUGACCAUGAGAGAGGCCAUCUUGAGCAGAGCGUGCUGGAUGGAGGGAGUUCUGAAGUGUUACCCCAAUGAAACCCUGGAGACCAUCAUAGACCGGAUCGCCAAGGCAGAGGUGCAUCGUCUGGUCUUGGUGGACAGCAGUGAUGUAGUGAGAGGAAUUGUCUCCCUCUCUGACCUCCUUCAAGCGCUGGUCCUGACCCCUGCAGAUAUUCCGAGGAAUCUAGCGUUCAACAAGGAAGAGGAGGAGUGUGGAGCAAAGCAAGACCCAGUUGGUUUCGAAGGAGAAUCAGUGAAUUAACAACAGAAUGGUGCUGGAACUGGACCGAGCAGUGAUGGACGUUGAAAUGCAUACACUUCUGUAACUCCUGGUCAAAUCUGUGUACGAAAUUAUUGCACUUAAUCCCCUAAAAUAUGAUGAUAAAAAUGCUCUU
Synchiropus splendidus (mandarinfish) is the source of this 1458-nucleotide messenger RNA. RefSeq names its product protein kinase, AMP-activated, gamma 3b non-catalytic subunit (gene prkag3b). Lineage: Eukaryota; Metazoa; Chordata; Actinopteri; Syngnathiformes; Callionymidae. The record is from RefSeq and is a predicted model, not a curated record. The transcript is spliced from 13 exons. Bases 192 to 1325 code for a protein of 377 amino acids.